Molecule: messenger RNA, 1125 nt
Organism: Jaculus jaculus (lesser Egyptian jerboa)
Lineage: Eukaryota; Metazoa; Chordata; Mammalia; Rodentia; Dipodidae
Gene: C21H19orf67
Product: chromosome 21 C19orf67 homolog
Exons: 6
Coding region: 1-1080 (359 amino acids)
Source: RefSeq, a predicted model, not a curated record
AUGGCUGCGGAGCCUUGGUUUCCAGGGCCACUGUCCCUGGGUCCUGGAGAGACGCCUCCCAUGGAGGAGGACGACGUGGAACCCAGGGAGCAGCCCUGCGCACAGGCCAAGUGGUCCUCAUCCUCCCCUGGCCGACCGGAGGCUCCCGGGGAGCCCGAGCCCGAGGAAGGUCAGGCGCAACAGAUGCUGAAGGCACCUGCAGCCGCCACCGCUGCCCAGACGCCCGCUGCGGAGGAGCCCGGACCAUCCCCAGCUCGCCUGUCACUGGACGCAAUGUUUAGUCCCAUCACCGAGCAGCUCCGCUACCUGCUCAAGAAAGCAGAUGACUUCCAAAGCUACUUGCUGUACAGCUGGGACCAGGUGCACAAGGAGCAGCUGGCAAGGGCCAUGCCCACCUUCUUAAAGAUGUGCGAGCCCUACUUCCUGUACCUGGAAGCUGCGGCAAGGAGCGUGCCCCCCAUCUAUGGCACCCUGCAGGAGCUGGUCCGAAAGGGGCUACUGGACAUCUCCCAGCAGCUGACCCUGCGUCUGGAGCAGCUGGUCCUCAUGUACGCCUCCUUUGGGUUCGUGGACCUGGACGAGACGGAUCCCCUGAGCAUUUCCUGUUUCUUCUGCGGGAGGUUCUCCAUCAGCCCUUCCCAUGAAGUGUCCAUCUUCAGAUACUGCACCCCAGCUGCCUACACUGCUGGCCGGUUCCCCCGAUACCUCUACAAGAAGAUACGCUGGAACCUGGAGACCACUCCAGAAGCUGCCGGCCAGGGGAAAGAGUCCCACGUGGAUUACUAUUUCUUGUGCUAUCGAGACACAUGGGAGGAUGCCAAUCAGGGUCCAGCCAACGCGUGCCCGCAGAUCCAGAAGCUGUGGUCCAUCGGCCGGUGGGUGCCCCUAGGGCCAGCGGAGGAUGACCUUUACUCAUGGAUCCUGUGCCCACAGCCGCCUGGGGACUACCAGCAACUAAUGACCAUCGGCUUCGAGGAGCCUUCGCACAUGCUGGCCACUGACCUGCUGGUACAGAUCCUCCUGGGUCAAGCAGGCCCGGCCGGACCUCCGAGCGCUACGUGGGUUGCACCGGGGUCUUGAACCUUGGAAGCAAAGUGGGAGGUGGACCUUGACAGUCCCAAACUC